CGUCGAACAACGAUGAAGUAAUGAAUCCUAUGAUUAAAAAAUACAUCCAUCCAUCCAUCCAUCCAUCCAAACUACACGACAAUAUCGAACCAUUUUAUUCCAUCUAUUGUUUAUGAUUGACUAAACUUUUGUUUUGUUUUUAUGAUGAUAGACUCGAAAUUUGCUCGUUCUCCGGCUUCAAAAUCUAUCCUGCCAAGGACCUUCAAGUUCAUCAAUGGUAAGGCUGAAUCUUAUUUCCUCCAACGUUUGAACCCUCGCAAGAUCCGAUGGACCACCAUUUACCGUCGCUUGAACAAGAAGGGUGUUACUGAAGAAGUCGCCAAGAAGCGUUCUCGUCGUACUGUCAAGCAUGAACGUGCCAUUGCUGGUGCCUCUUGGGAUGCCAUCCGUGCUAAGCGUAACCAAAAGCCCGAUGUCCGUGCUGCUGCUCGUCAAGCUGCUAUUGCCAAAUCCAAGGAAUCCAAGAAGGCUGCUCAAGCUGCCAAGAAGGCUUAAUUUUUUUUUUUUCUGAAAUCUUCUGCUUUUGUUUUUGGCUGUAGUUUGUAGUCUAUAGUAUAGUAUAGUAUACAACCUAUCUCACGAAUCUAUCCAUAUUCAAUCAUAAAUCAAAUAUACAUACGUUUACUUAUUUUCGUUGUCUUUGGGUUUGUGGUGUUUUUG
Molecule: messenger RNA, 660 nt
Organism: Halteromyces radiatus
Lineage: Eukaryota; Fungi; Mucoromycota; Mucoromycetes; Mucorales; Cunninghamellaceae
Exons: 2
Coding region: 142-495 (117 amino acids)
Biological process (GO): cytoplasmic translation
Cellular component (GO): cytosolic large ribosomal subunit
Molecular function (GO): mRNA binding; structural constituent of ribosome
Source: RefSeq, a predicted model, not a curated record